AUGGAAAAAGACCCACGGUAUAGAAUGGGACACAGACUGAAGUUAACGGUGCUUUUUGUUUUGAUGACGCCAGGUUCUUGCGUCGCCCUGAGCACACAGGAGUUCACAGGGGCAGUGGUGUAUUUAAGGAGGUAUGGUUAUCUGCACGUCCCACUGGACAGUAAAAGCCCAAACCCUCCACCUGAGGCUAUAGCUGAAGCAGCAAGAAUCUUUCAGAAAGUGACAAACCUGCAAAUAUCAGGAACCUUGGAUUCAGCCACAGUGACAAUGAUGAAUAAACCUCGAUGUGGUCUCCAGGACUCGUUCAACGACAAAUCCCUCAAGUACAGAGUCAUGGGUUACUGGCGUAAGAAGAUGUUGACCUACCGCAUCUUUAAUUACACUCCUCACUUGGGUCAGGGAAAGACCCGUCUGGCCAUCUUCAACGCCUUUAAGUUCUGGAGUGACGUGUCACCGCUGCGGUUCAAGGAGCUGCAACAGGGAAGAGCAGACAUCAAAUUCUCCUUUCACAGAAAAGAUAAAACAUGUCCAGUUCCCUUUGACGGACGAGGCCACGUUUUAGCCCACGCUGACGCUCCUGAGUCUGGCAUCGUCCACUUUGACGAAGACGAGCUGUGGACGGAAGGGAGGAGCUACGGCUCCAACCUGAUGAUGGUUGCAGCUCACGAGAUCGGCCACGCGCUCGGCCUGGGCCACUCACAAUACUCCAGUGCAGUCAUGGGACCUGUAUACAACGGAUACCGCUCAGACUUCAAGCUGCAUCCGGACGACAUACGAGGGAUCCAAGCUUUAUAUGGAAAAGCAGUGAAUAUUCCUCCGCCCAGAAAUCCAAGUCAGUCAGUGCCAGGAGGAGUUGCAGAUCCCUGCAGAGCCACAUUGGAUGCGGUCAUGUUGGGUCCUUCACAUAGGACGUAUGUUUUCAGUGGUCAGCACGUGUGGACAGUGUCCAGCUCUGGCUACACUUCUCCCAUGCUGAUCUCAGCGCUGUGGAAGGAGCUUCCAGGAAGCCUCAAUGCAGCUGUUCACUCUCAGCGGACUGGAAAGUCCUAUUUUCUGAAAGACGACAAAGUGUGGAGAUACACGGGAUUCAAACUUGACCCCGGCUUCCCCAAACGCUUGGUCAACAUCCCUGCAAAGAUUGACUCGGCCCUGUACUUCAAAAAGAACAAGAAAUUGAUAUUUUUCAAAGGAUCUGGAUACUGGCUGUGGGAUGAAAUUGGUCCGACAGACUUCAGGUCAUAUCCCAAACCCAUCGGCCAUCUCUUCCGUGGAGCACCCAGCAGCACAGAUGCUGCGUUCAUGUGGACAAACGGACAUAUAUACAUAUUUAAAGGCUCUCAGUUCUGGCGUGUAAACCAGAACCACCAAACAGUGGAGAAGGGCUAUCCUCAGAACAUCGCCGCUCACUGGAUGCAGUGUGACGACUGAGCCACCAGAGGCCACCGGGGAUUCAACACAACAGUUUAAAAACAGUGGAAGACGCUUCUUCAUGUCCAUCACACUGUGAGAAUCCCUGGUGUGAGGAAUGAAAGAAUUAUUAUGAUAAUUGUUAUUCAUUUGAGGACAAUUCAUGAGUUCAUGUCAUUGACAAAAGAAGAAAUAUUUGCAUAAUGUGAUGUCUCUCUUUGUGGCAAUGAGAUAUGAAUAUGUGAAAAGUAUCUAUUAACAGACAUGAAAUUAAUAUUUGUGUUGUUAAUUUGUGUUGUGUGAGUCGUUGUUAUCCACUGACAAAUGAGUGAUGUUCAGGCUG
Molecule: messenger RNA, 1750 nt
Organism: Paralichthys olivaceus (Japanese flounder)
Lineage: Eukaryota; Metazoa; Chordata; Actinopteri; Pleuronectiformes; Paralichthyidae
Product: matrix metalloproteinase-19-like
Biological process (GO): extracellular matrix organization; proteolysis; collagen catabolic process
Cellular component (GO): extracellular matrix
Molecular function (GO): metalloendopeptidase activity; zinc ion binding
Source: RefSeq, a predicted model, not a curated record